AUGGCGGAACUCAAGGACACAUCGGGGGCGGCAGCUGAGAAAAUAACAUCCUUCGAACAUGAUGAGAAUAGGAGUGAUGAUGAGUCCCCAGAGAUGCCAUCUAUUGACAUCAACUACGAUAGCAAUGGAGUUAGAGGAAUUCUUAAUUCUCCCUACGUCUUUGGUGCAGCUCUGUUGGCAUCUUUUGGCGGGUUUUCUUUCGGCUACGACCAAGGCGUUAUUUCUCUGAUCCUGGUGAUGCCGCAGUUCGUCGAUCAGUUUCCACAGGUCGGCGAAAAUGCUCCAAACUAUGGUUUCAACAAAGGUUUUCUGACGGGCAUGCUGGAGCUGGGCGCCUUCGUUGGGUGUCUCCUCUUCCCUUACCUGGCUGAUCGAAUUUCUCGCAAAUGGGGCAUCAGUAUUGCCACUGCGUUCUUUACUAUCGGCGCUAUCAUCCAAACAUCCGCCCAGAACUAUGACUCUCUCGUUGCAGGUCGUUUCAUUGGAGGCAUUGGUGUCGGUACCUUGGCUUUGGGAGCUCCUCUUUACAUCUCUGAGAUUGCGCCUCCCAAUCUGCGAGGGUCUUUAAUGGUCCUCGAAUCAAUCAGCAUCGUUAUCGGUGCAAUUGUCGCAUACUGGAUUACAUAUGGGACAAGAGCAAUGAGCGGAGAUUGGGCUUACCGACUCCCUUUCCUCUUGCAAAUAAUUCCCGGCUUGGUAGUUGGGCUCGGCAUUCAUUUUUUCCCAUUUUCCCCUCGAUGGCUGGCCCUCAGAGACAGGAACCAAGAAAGUCUACAGGCACUUUCAAAGCUUCGCAGACUACCCACGACGGAUGAAACAGUUCAACUUGAGUGGCGAGGGAUUCUGACCGAAGAUCGAUUCCAGAAGCAAAUCCUCCGAAACCAACAUCCUAAUACUGGGCCGUUGAUGAUGGAGAUUAAACAGUGGCUUGAUCUCUUCCGGCCAAAAUACUUUAAACGCACAUGUGUGGCCAUCGCAAUUCCAUUCUUCCAACAGUUCUCUGGUAUUAACGCGUUUGUCUACUACGCUCCUACGUUCUUCACAGAGCUUGGCCAAGAUUAUAAUAUGUCACUUAUUCUAUCUGGAAUGGUAAACAUUUGCCAGCUUGUCGGUAACAUUCCCAUUCUGCUUUACAUGGACAAGAUCGGCAGACGAAGAAUUGGAAUUUACGGAGCCCUCGGUAUGGCUAUUCCCCAUUUGAUUAUGGCAGGUGUGGUUAGCAAGUUCAGCUCAAGUUGGGAAAGUCAUCCAGCUGUUGGGUGGUUCGGUGUCGCUCUAGUCUAUAUCUAUGUCCUUGCCUAUGCACUUUCAUAUGGCCCUCUUGCUUGGGUCUUGCCUGCUGAGGUAUUCCCUAGCUCUCGACGGGCUAAAGGAGUGGGUAUUGCGACAGCGACUAACUGGUUGGCCAAUUUCAUCAUCGGCACGGUCGUUCCCCAAAUGCUUGUAUCCAUUGGCUGGGGUACAUUCCUUUUCUUCGGAGUGUGGUGCUUGAUCGCGAGUGUAUUCUCGUUUUUCUUUGUGCGAGAAACCUCCAACAGAACUUUGGAACAAGUGGCAGCAGUUUUUGGAGAUAACUUGCAAGCUGAGGAGGAGGAUCUUCGUCGUCAAGUCCAGCGAGAGGUCUGGGCUGAGACCAGUGUGCAGCCACAAACCCCUUAA
This is a messenger RNA of Penicillium cataractarum, 1659 nucleotides long. Its product is annotated as sugar porter family MFS transporter. Gene Ontology annotation, cellular component: membrane. Gene Ontology annotation, molecular function: carbohydrate:proton symporter activity. The coding region runs from base 1 to 1659 and encodes 552 amino acids. The transcript is spliced from 5 exons. Gene Ontology annotation, biological process: transmembrane transport; carbohydrate transport. Lineage: Eukaryota; Fungi; Ascomycota; Eurotiomycetes; Eurotiales; Aspergillaceae. The record is from RefSeq and is a predicted model, not a curated record.